Molecule: messenger RNA, 4155 nt
Organism: Pezoporus flaviventris
Lineage: Eukaryota; Metazoa; Chordata; Aves; Psittaciformes; Psittacidae
Gene: ADCY2
Product: adenylate cyclase 2
Exons: 25
Coding region: 200-3511 (1103 amino acids)
Biological process (GO): intracellular signal transduction; adenylate cyclase-inhibiting G protein-coupled receptor signaling pathway; cAMP biosynthetic process
Cellular component (GO): plasma membrane
Molecular function (GO): adenylate cyclase activity
Source: RefSeq, a predicted model, not a curated record
GGCGCACCAAGCCCCGGGCUGGCUGCGCCGCGGCCGCGGCUGCCCGGCGCACCAUGCCGCUGCCGCCGCCGCCGCCGCGGCCCCUCCUCUCCGCCUCCCGCGCGGGAGCGCGCUCCGCUCCACUCCCCGGUUGCCUCCUGCAGCAGCAGCGGCGGCGGCGGCGGCGGAGGAGCUGAGGGAGUUGCGCGGGCUCUGCCCGAUGUGGCAAGAAGCGAUGAUGAUGAGGAGGAGACGCCGCUACCUGCUGGAGCGGGCCGAUCAGGCGGGCGGCGGCGGCUGCGGGGCGAGCGGCGAGCAGUCCCGCUCCCGGGACUGGCUCUACGAGUCUUACUACUGCAUGAGCCAGCAGCACCCGCUCAUCGUGUUCCUGCUCCUCAUCGUGAUGGGCGCCUGCCUGGCCUUGCUCGCCGUCUUCUUCGCCUCCGGGCUGGAAGUUGAAGACCACGUGGCGUUUUUAAUAACUGUUCCAACGGCCCUAGCAAUAUUUUUUGCUAUAUUUAUCCUUGUCUGCAUAGAACCUGUGUUUAAGAAGCUGCUUCGUGUAUUUUCUCUGGUGGUCUGGGUAUGUCUUGUUGCCAUGGGAUAUCUCUUUAUGUGUUUCGGAGGAAUCAUCUGUCCCUGGGACCAGGUGUCAUUUUUCUUGUUCAUUAUUUUUGUGGUAUAUACCAUGCUGCCCUUCAACAUGAGAGAUGCUAUAGUUGCCAGCGUCUUGACCUCUGCAUCUCAUACGAUUGUGCUGAGCGUCUGUCUAUCAGGUACAGCUGUUGUAAAGGAGCACUUGGUUUGGCAGAUAUUGGCAAACGUCAUCAUUUUUAUCUGCGGAAACUUGGCAGGAGCAUACCACAAACACCUCAUGGAACUUGCCCUGCAGCAGACCUAUCAGGACACAUGCAACUGCAUCAAAUCCCGUAUCAAGUUAGAAUUUGAGAAGAGGCAACAGGAGCGUCUUCUACUGUCUUUACUGCCGGCUCACAUUGCCAUGGAAAUGAAAGCAGAGAUCAUUCAGAGGCUACAAGGUCCCAAGGCAGGCCAGCUGGAAAACACAAACAACUUCCACAAUUUGUAUGUUAAAAGGCACACCAAUGUAAGCAUUUUGUAUGCUGAUAUUGUGGGAUUCACUCGCCUGGCCAGUGACUGCUCACCAGGGGAAUUGGUGCACAUGCUAAAUGAGCUGUUUGGCAAAUUUGAUCAGAUUGCAAAGGAAAAUGAAUGUAUGAGAAUUAAAAUCCUAGGUGACUGCUAUUACUGUGUUUCUGGACUACCUAUAUCUCUUCAAAAUCAUGCCAAGAAUUGCGUGAAAAUGGGAUUAGACAUGUGUGAAGCCAUUAAGAAAGUGAGAGAUGCAACUGGAGUUGAUAUUAACAUGCGCGUAGGAGUGCACUCUGGGAAUGUGCUUUGUGGUGUCAUUGGACUACAGAAGUGGCAGUAUGAUGUGUGGUCACAUGAUGUUACUCUGGCAAAUCACAUGGAAGCUGGGGGAGUGCCAGGCCGUGUUCACAUCACCUCAGUCACCUUGGCACAUUUGAAUGGAGCUUACAAAGUGGAAGAUGGGGAUGGAGAUGUGAGGGACCCGUAUCUGAAAGAGCAUAAUGUUAAGACUUACUUUGUAAUCAAUCCUAAGGGAGAGAAGCGAAGCCCUCAGCAUCACAUUAGACCUCGACAUACUCUUGAUGGAGCCAAAAUGAGAGCUUCUGUCCGCAUGACCCGGUACCUGGAAUCUUGGGGAGCAGCCAAGCCAUUUGCACACUUGCACCACAGGGACAGCAUGACCACUGAAAACGGCAAGAUUAGCACAACAGAUGUUCCCAUGGGGCAGUAUCAUUUUCAGCGCUGCAGAGAGAGAACAAAAUCACAGAAAAGAAGGUUUGAGGAGGAACUGAAUGAGAGAAUGAUCCAGGCCAUUGAUGGAAUCAAUGCUCAAAAGCAGUGGCUUAAAUCUGAAGAUAUUCAAAGAAUAUCACUUCUUUUCUAUAAUAAAACCCUGGAAAAAGAAUAUCGAGCAACUACUCUGCCUGCAUUUAAGUAUUAUGUGACUUGUGCCUGUCUCAUAUUCUUCUGCAUUUUUGUUGUGCAGAUUCUGGUAUUGCCAAAAACAUCUAUUCUUGGAAUUUCAUUUGGGGCUGCAUUUCUCUUGCUUUCCUUCAUUUUGUUUAUCUGCUUUGCUGGACAGCUUUUGCAAUGUAGCAAGAAAGCAUCAGCUUCAUUGUUAUGGAUUCUGAAAUCAUCUGGAAUAAUUGCAAACCGUCCUUGGCCUCGAAUCACUCUCACACUGACAACCACUGCUAUAAUAUUAACUAUGGCUGUAUUCAACAUGUUUUUCCUGGAUAAUGCUGUAAAAGCUUUUCCCUCAGUUCUUAAUUCGUCAAAUGCAAGUUUUCCUAAUUUGAGUAAUCAGACACGGUGGUGUAUACAAAACAACUGUUUUUUCCUACCGUAUUUUAUAUACAGCUGCAUAUUAGGGCUCAUUUCCUGUUCUGUUUUCCUGAGGAUUAAUUACGAGUUAAAAAUGGUGAUAAUGUUGAUUGCAUUGGUGGGCUACAAUGUUAUCCUUCUGCACACUCAUGGGCCCAUGCUGGAUGACUACAGCAAAUUUAUGUAUGCAAUGGCACCUCUUAGAAGGCCAGGAAUACUGAAAGACCUGAAGACAAUGGGCUCAAUUUCUUUGUUUAUAUUCUUCAUCACAUUACUGGUUUUGGGCAGACAGAAUGAAUAUUACUGUAGGUUAGACUUCCUGUGGAAGAACAAGUUCAAAAAAGAGCGGGAGGAGAUUGAAACCAUGGAGAAUUUAAAUCGGGUGCUUCUGGAGAAUGUGCUUCCAGCCCAUGUAGCUGAACACUUCUUGGCAAGAAACCUGAAGAAUGAGGAUCUCUAUCAUCAGUCAUAUGACUGUGUCUGUGUCAUGUUUGCCUCUGUUCCGGAUUUCAAGGAAUUUUACACAGAAUCUGACGUAAAUAAGGAAGGCUUGGAAUGUCUCAGGCUGCUAAAUGAGAUCAUUGCUGACUUCGAUGAUUUAUUGUCAAAGCCAAAGUUCAGUGGAGUUGAAAAGAUAAAGACUAUUGGGAGUACUUACAUGGCAGCAACAGGACUGAGUGCCACACCCAACCAAGAACAGUGUCAGGAACCUGAACGACAGUACAUGCACAUAGGAACUAUGGUGGAGUUCGCAUUUGCCUUGGUGGCAAAACUGGAUGUCAUAAACAAGCAUUCAUUCAAUGACUUCAAGUUACGAGUAGGUAUCAACCAUGGACCUGUGAUAGCUGGAGUAAUUGGAGCUCAAAAACCGCAAUACGAUAUCUGGGGCAAUACAGUAAACGUGGCCAGCAGGAUGGACAGCACUGGUGUCUUAGACAAAAUACAGGUUACAGAGGAGACAAACAACGUCCUGCAGACACUGGGGUACAUGAGCACUUGCAGAGGAAUAAUAAAUGUAAAAGGAAAAGGAGAAUUGAAGACAUACUUUGUACAUACUGAAAUGACAAGAUCCCUUUCACAAGGGAACAUGGCAUCUUGAAGAUGCUUGUACGUGUCAUCAGUACCAUAUUUUCAGGAAAGUAUCACGCACUUUUUAACUGCAUUUUGGCCCUUAACAUGCGUGCUAUUUUCUGGUAUGUGGCACUUAUUUUAAUAUGGCUGCAGAAUAGUCCCAUGAGCCAUCAUUUUGCACCUUGAUAUUCCUUAUGUUCAAGGACAGUUGCGAUGUACACUAUAGGACUGGAAGAUUGUACUGCUACUUGCACUGUUAUUCAAAGACAAGAAAAGAAGGAAUAGGAAUUAAAAGGAGAUAACUCAUCCUGAAAGGACUUUAAAGAGAUGUUAGUGACAAAUGCGUGGAAAAAAAGGCAAUAAAGCUAGGGGUGCAUACUAUUUUCUGAUGCAUGGUGUUUUCUGGAAAAUACAGUCGCUCCCCAAUAGCAUCCACUAAUCUGGUAUUAAAAUAUACAGUAUUUGUAAAUAAAUUUACUCUAUCCACACAUGAUUUGGAUGUGAUCACCAGUUGCAUCUCAUAGCCAGGGACACGUUGGGUGGCUUGCUGGCAUUCUUUCUGAAGAGAGAACUAACAAUGCUGGAAUAGUUUUGUACAAACGUGUCAAAUGUUUUGAAGCUAUUGUCUUUUGUAAGGUUAAUUCAUUAAAAGUUUAUAUGUACUUUGUCUUA